CAUUUCAAAAUGUUUUCACACAGAAAAACAGUUAUUAUAAAUUGUAAUUUCACAAUAAUACUUUAUAUUUCACAAUAUUGUUGUAAUACUGCAAAACAAUAACUGUGUGUGUGCCUUAUAUUUCUAAUAUUUCAAGUUUCCUAGUUAUCCCUCAGCAGUGAGACUUGUGUAGGUGCAACGGUCCGUGAUGUAAUAUGCUGACAUUUCUUCUUGAACAUAGGAAAUGUGAUUUAUUACUGCAAUACAGCUUGACAGCCACAGAGAAAUGCUGACAAUAAUUAUCGGAUAACUGUAGAAUUCAUGAAGUAAUCUCACUGUUCCUGUUGAGAUGGUUUUCCUUAUUAACUACUAUCCGAUUCUGUACUGCUUUGGCUUUAUCCGAGUCAGAUUAAUAUGUAUGUAGUUCUCACAUUUACAUUUCACCUGAAUCCUGGCUUACUUUUCAGGGUGUGUAAAUAAUUACAAGCAAAGUAAGAGCCCAAGACAUCUAUUAGUAAUCCCUCAUGUUUGAUGUAUCAUACUCAUAGACUAUAAUGCUGCUUCAGCAACAAGGCCAUUAAAUUAAGAGCUGCGCUGAGUUUUAAUCACUUAUAUGGAGACACUCUCCUGAGAUAAUAGUCACCCUCAUGCUUACUAUAAAGUCUGCAAUGCAUCGCUUAUAAAAGCAUGCACAGCAGUAUUUAAAUUACAUAAAAUGAACCCUUCACGGUUGAAAGUUAUACUACCUUUCAAACUUUUGGGGUGUCAGAAUUUAUUUCUAUGUAUCACAAUUUCCACAAAAGAUAUUAAGCAGCGCAACUGUGAUAACAAAAAUGUGCCAAAUCAGCAUAUUAGAAUGAUUUCCGAAGGAUUAUGUGACAAUGAAGACUGGAGGAAUGAUGUUGAUGUUAAAAUAUAUACAAUAUUUUACAAUAUCACUAUUUUUUGGUUUAUUUUUGUUCAAAUGAAUGCAGCUUUGACCAUAAGAGAUUUUCUAAAACCACAAAAGUUAGUCUGAAAUUUGGCCUGCUUGUCACACAACUGAUAGCUUUCCUCCUUGUGCUUAUCUAGCAUAUUUGUCAAAGAAUUCUUGUUUGCUUUGUAACUUCAUGCAGACAGAGACUUAAGAGCAAGUUCAGAGAGUUUUAAAGUUAGUUUCUGGCAGGCCCCGUCCUCUCCUCGUGUAUUGAUUUCCCCCCGACUCUCUGAUGCCUGAGCCCGGUUUAAACUCAUGCAUUAAUAAAUGCAAACUCAUCAGCAGUCAUCUUUCCUCUCCCACACUCAGGCCUUUGAUGGGUAAAGUUUUUCAUGUUAUCAGUGAUUAGUAUAUCUUCCUUCAAAAUUCUGAUGCACUGUUCUCAUUUGAAUAUAAACUAGGGCUUCCAAUUGAUUCAAAUUAAUUGCAUUAUAUGAUGAUAAAUUCAUUAAAUUAUUCAAAAAUCAUAGGGGCUUUUUUUUCAUAUAGUGGGUUUUUGCAUCUCACUGCAUUUAUGUCGCUUUUUUAAGAAGCUGCAUCAACUUCGCAGCAUUCAGAGUUCUCUCUGCUCCUCAGUUUAAAUGGGCACAAAGCUUUUGGUUUCAUGUAUCUAGACAGCUGAGGAGAAAAGAGAGCAGGAAAGCAUAGUUAAGUAUUGCACAUUAUUUUUACAUAGGAAAGAGCCAUAAAAUAGUCAUAAUGUCCUUCCGCUAAUGCAUCAACACUUAAGAGCAUGUUUGUUAGUGAAGCAGACCUACAGUAGGCAGUAAUGUCAUGAUUCUUUAUGGAUGUUUUAAUACGUAUUGUUCAGUAGAUGCUGAGGAUAGACAUUAUUAGGCAAGUUUAAUCUUAAAUGGUCUAGCCAGUCACCAAUAGUCUGAUGAUUGUGACGUGCAGGUUCAUAUUAAAUGAUUUUAUUGCACAAAUGAUUUAUGAACUUAGCAUAUUUGAUUUAUCUGCUCUCUAUUUUUUUAUUUAUUUUUUUAUGCAUUAAAGUAGUUUAUUUUUUUAACUGUACUGUUUACUUUCUAUAAAUGUAAUGCUUCUUAUAUUUUUUAAAUAUUUUAUUUGCUUUAGAUGUCUCAACUUCAUAACAACUUUAUUUAAGCCAUGUACUUGACUCUGAAUAUUGAUUCUGUGGUCAGAUAUUCUUGUUUAAUGACAACUAAAUGCUUGGUUUCUUACUAAAAUUGCUUCAGGCAAGUUUUCCUAUUGUAUAUCUCAUAUUACUGCAUGAUCUUUUUCUCCUAACAUAAUAAAAUAAGUUGAACUGAAAUCAAUAUUUCAUAUCCCUUUAUCACAUUUCAUUUAUUUAUCUGGCAAGUAGCCAUGUAAUAAGUAGGAUAAUGUACAGUAAGCCUGUCAUUAUAAUGAAAGAAACCCCUUUUAGACUCCUUUUACAGAGAUCCAAGACCCCUCUUGUACUGUAUGUCCAGCUAUAUUAAUAAAGUCUGUAGUUUUGUAUCAUGUAAGUAAAUGAAUGAUGCACCCCUUCAACCGCAUCUAAACAUACAUUAUGGCUGGCUCAUCAUUGUGCAUUAUUGUUAAAGAGAUGGAGAGGGAAGAGGGAGUGUCUGAGUCAGGACAUCAGACUCUUUCGGUGCUCUAUAAGGAAAUAUAUAGGCUGAGGAGGAACACGACGCACCAGUCUGUGGAGACCAAAGCUGAAGGAGCUUUCCACAUGCUUGAUGUUGUUAUAGAGAUACAUGGAUGAGGAUGUGAAGGAACUCUGAAGACUUUAUCAAACUUGUUGCUGCUGAAACAUUGAUGAGAUGAGUUGCUUUUCCUAAAACUGUCCAUUUGAAGUCUAGCAUGACCUCUUGACCUUUGUAUGUUUUCUUUAAGGGAUCGUAUAGCUUAUUAGAGCUCGUUGCAAUGGCUAUUCAGGGCAUGGAGCUGUUUGCAGUUGCUGUAGUGAUUCUUCUGUUUAUAAUGGUGCUCAAACAGUUUGGCAUGACGGAGCCGCUGUCGUUGGACGAUGACAGCGCUGACAGUGAUCUGGAGUUGGCCAUGGUGCGGCAUCAGCCGGAGGGCUUGGAGCAGCUCCAGGCUCAGACCAAGUUCACUAGGAAGGAGCUUCAGUCGCUCUACAGAGGCUUCAAAAACGAGUGUCCCAGCGGAUUGGUGGAUGAGGAGACGUUUAAAUCGAUCUAUUCCCAGUUCUUCCCUCAAGGAGAUGCAACCACAUACGCACACUUCCUUUUCAAUGCUUUUGACAUGGACAGAAAUGGCUCUAUACGUUUUGAGGACUUUGUAAUCGGCUUGUCUGUUCUGCUUCGAGGUUCUGUGACAGAGAAACUGAGGUGGGCCUUUAACCUGUAUGAUAUUAAUAAAGACGGCUACAUCACCAAAGAGGAAAUGCUGGCUAUAAUGAAGUCCAUCUAUGACAUGAUGGGCAGGUACACCUUUCCUUGUGUAAAAGACAACGCUGCAUUUGAACACGUGGAGAAAUUCUUCCAGAAAAUGGACCGAAACAGAGAUGGUGUUGUAACCAUAGAUGAGUUCAUAGAGACCUGUCAGAAGGACGAGAACAUUAUGAGCUCCAUGCAGCUGUUUGAGAAUGUCAUCUAGAGCGCAGCGGGAAGUGCAGAGUGAUCCUGGCUCUUUUUCCACAUCGACUCUCAGCAUCGUUCCAUCAGUCCUCGAGCGCUCCACAGGGACUCUCUAGAAACACUUGUGUUUUGUACCUAGGCCUUGCACAUCAUCUGUAGCAUGUGAAUGAAUAUUCUGAUUGAUUGCAUUGAAUGCUUUAACAAAAGGAUUUGGGUCAGUUUCAUCUUCAGCACUCAAGACUCAUUUGUAU
Messenger RNA from Carassius auratus (goldfish), 3758 nucleotides. RefSeq names its product calsenilin. Gene Ontology annotation, biological process: negative regulation of transcription by RNA polymerase II; regulation of potassium ion transmembrane transport. The transcript has 9 exons. Gene Ontology annotation, cellular component: nucleus; voltage-gated potassium channel complex. The coding region runs from base 2831 to 3526 and encodes 231 amino acids. The record is from RefSeq and is a predicted model, not a curated record. Lineage: Eukaryota; Metazoa; Chordata; Actinopteri; Cypriniformes; Cyprinidae. Gene Ontology annotation, molecular function: calcium ion binding; potassium channel regulator activity; RNA polymerase II cis-regulatory region sequence-specific DNA binding.